AUGCCCACAUCAAAUAUGGCGGCCGCGGCAUCAGUUCCUGGUUAAAAGACAUUCGGCACCCAGUACAGAGGAGGAGACUCCCGGGUGCGGGCAGGAAGGACACGUGUACCGGGGAGAGUGUGUGCAGACUGGAGGAUGGCGAGAAAGAAGAAGGAGAAGCUGAGCGUUGCCCGGGAGAUAGAUGACACGGAGGAGCGGCUGGCUACGUGCAAGAACAAUCUGGAAGAUGUUGACUUCAAACUACGGAAACUUGAGCUGACUGUGGAAUUAAGAAAAUCUUUGGAGAAAGAGAAGAACUCUCUGACCAAUAAGAUGUCUUCUUAUGAGAAAGAUCUGAAAUCCCUGCGUCACGAGAAUCGUAAGAAUAUGCUAAUGUCUGUCGCCAUCUUCCUGGUUAUAGUGCUUGCAUAUUACUGCUGGACCAUGUGAUGGAAACGCGCUGCCUCGGCAGACACUCUAUCAUCUCCCUCCAUAAUACGUCCAGUGGAAGAUAAAGCAGUUAGUUUAUCUCCAUAACCUCUCUGGACUUACAGAUCUGAAUGCCAUGGGCACAGCAUUUCCAGGUGGCGGAUAUGCAUCGAUCGAGAGCUGGCGUCACCUUUCACUGCUAAGCUGAAAUAUAAUAAGAUGUGAUAAACAAGACUGAAUAUAAGAUUGAUUAGACUGAAGACUGCAACUCCCAUUGCGGCUAAAAGCAAAUCAAUCUACAAGGAAUAAGUACCAACACAGAAUCCAUCCCAUUAGAAGACAAUUGUUUGAAAUAAAUUCGACACAUGA
This is a messenger RNA of Pseudophryne corroboree (corroboree frog), 777 nucleotides long. It is a transcript of the gene CCDC167, whose product is annotated as coiled-coil domain containing 167. Lineage: Eukaryota; Metazoa; Chordata; Amphibia; Anura; Myobatrachidae. Bases 136 to 429 code for a protein of 97 amino acids. The transcript has 4 exons. The record is from RefSeq and is a predicted model, not a curated record.